GUGGGAGGGCUCAACCCUAGCUCAGCCUGCUCCCUUCUUUAGCUGGCUUUCCCAGCUGUCAUUGGGCCUCUGCUAGGUCAGUUAACGCUGGCAGAGGAAAAAUCUCCAAGCGGGCAAGGAGCUCUAUUGUACACCAGUGCACAUCUGGCUCUGGACAAGAUGCUUGGAACAAAACAAGCAGUCGAUAAAGAUGUGGUGGAGAAAUGACUACUUGAAAAUAAUUUGACACUGGGGAGUUGCGAAUGGAGCCGACGCUUCCUUCCUUCUGGGGUGGCAGGUGUUGCUGGUGAUGGAGGCAGCAGCAGAGAAGUCGUCCCUCCUUCUCCACCUCCAGAGUCGGGAAGCUGAACGCUCUGAAACAGGAAGUGUGGCAGACAGACACCGCAGCCAUGACCACCCACGUCACUUUGGAAGAUGCCCUGUCCAACGUGGACCUGCUGGAGGAACUGCCCCUCCCGGACCAGCAGCCAUGCAUCGAGCCUCCGCCAUCCUCCAUCAUGUACCAGGCUAACUUUGACACGAACUUCGAGGACAGGAAUGCGUUUGUCACGGGCAUUGCAAGGUACAUUGAACAGGCAACGGUCCACUCCAGCAUGAAUGAAAUGCUGGAGGAGGGACACGAGUAUGCGGUGAUGCUGUACACCUGGCGGAGCUGCUCCCGGGCCAUCCCCCAGGUAAAGUGCAAUGAACAGCCCAACCGGGUAGAGAUCUAUGAGAAGACAGUGGAAGUACUGGAGCCAGAGGUCACCAAGCUCAUGAAGUUCAUGUACUUUCAGCGCAAGGCCAUCGAGCGCUUCUGUAGCGAGGUGAAGCGGCUGUGCCAUGCCGAGCGCAGGAAGGACUUUGUCUCGGAGGCCUACCUGCUGACCCUGGGCAAGUUCAUCAACAUGUUCGCAGUCUUGGAUGAGCUAAAGAACAUGAAGUGCAGCGUCAAGAACGACCACUCUGCCUACAAGAGAGCGGCCCAGUUCCUAAGGAAGAUGGCGGACCCCCAGUCCAUUCAGGAGUCUCAGAACCUGUCUAUGUUCCUGGCCAAUCACAACAGGAUCACCCAGUGUCUUCACCAGCAACUGGAAGUGAUUCCAGGUUACGAGGAACUGCUGGCAGACAUUGUCAACAUCUGCGUGGAUUACUACGAGAAUAAGAUGUAUCUGACACCCAGUGAGAAACACAUGCUCCUCAAGGUAAUGGGCUUUGGCCUCUACCUGAUGGAUGGAAAUGUCAGUAACAUUUACAAACUGGAUGCCAAGAAGAGAAUCAACCUUAGCAAAAUUGAUAAGUUCUUUAAGCAGCUGCAGGUGGUACCCCUUUUCGGCGACAUGCAGAUAGAGCUGGCCAGAUACAUUAAGACCAGUGCUCACUAUGAAGAAAACAAGUCCAAAUGGACAUGCACUCAGAGCAGCAUCAGCCCCCAGUACAACAUCUGCGAGCAGAUGGUUCAGAUCCGGGAUGACCACAUCCGUUUCAUCUCUGAGCUGGCUCGCUACAGCAACAGUGAGGUGGUGACAGGCUCAGGGCUGGACAGCCAGAAGUCAGAUGAAGAGUACCGAGAGCUUUUUGACCUGGCCCUUCGAGGCCUGCAGCUUCUAUCCAAGUGGAGUGCCCAUGUCAUGGAGGUGUACUCUUGGAAGCUGGUUCACCCCACAGACAAGUUCUGCAAUAAGGACUGCCCGGGAACAGCCGAAGAGUACGAGCGAGCCACGCGCUACAACUACACCAGCGAGGAGAAGUUUGCCUUUGUGGAGGUGAUCGCCAUGAUCAAGGGCCUGCAGGUGCUCAUGGGAAGGAUGGAGAGUGUCUUCAACCAGGCCAUCCGCAACACUAUUUAUGCGGCCCUGCAGGAUUUCGCCCAGGUGACAUUACGUGAGCCGUUGCGGCAAGCGGUGCGCAAGAAAAAGAAUGUCCUUAUCAGUGUCCUGCAGGCAAUUCGCAAGACCAUCUGUGACUGGGAGGGAGGCCGAGAGCCCCCCAAUGACCCAUGUUUAAGAGGGGAAAAGGACCCCAAAGGUGGCUUUGACAUCAAGGUGCCCCGCCGUGCUGUGGGACCAUCCAGCACACAGCUGUACAUGGUCCGUACCAUGCUGGAGUCGCUCAUCGCCGACAAGAGCGGCUCCAAGAAGACACUCCGAAGCAGCCUGGAUGGACCCAUCGUCCUCGCCAUAGAGGACUUCCACAAGCAGUCCUUCUUCUUCACACACUUGCUCAACAUCAGCGAAGCCCUACAGCAGUGCUGUGACCUCUCCCAGCUCUGGUUCCGAGAAUUCUUCCUGGAGUUAACCAUGGGCCGGCGAAUCCAGUUCCCCAUUGAGAUGUCCAUGCCCUGGAUUCUAACGGACCAUAUCCUGGAAACCAAAGAGCCUUCCAUGAUGGAGUAUGUCCUCUACCCCUUGGAUCUGUACAACGACAGCGCCUACUAUGCUCUCACCAAGUUCAAAAAGCAGUUUCUCUAUGAUGAGAUUGAAGCCGAGGUGAACCUGUGUUUUGAUCAGUUUGUCUACAAGCUGGCAGACCAGAUCUUCGCCUACUACAAAGCCAUGGCCGGCAGUGUCCUGUUGGAUAAACGUUUUAGAGCUGAAUGUAAGAAUUACGGAGUGAUCAUUCCAUACCCACCAUCCAACCGCUAUGAGACGCUGCUAAAACAGAGACAUGUCCAGCUGUUGGGUAGAUCAAUUGACUUGAACAGACUCAUCACCCAGCGGAUUUCUGCUGCCAUGUACAAAUCCUUGGACCAGGCCAUCAGCCGCUUUGAGAGUGAAGAUCUGACUUCGAUUGUGGAGCUAGAGUGGCUGCUGGAGAUUAACCGCCUCACGCACCGACUCCUCUGUAAGCACAUGACACUGGACAGCUUCGACGCCAUGUUCCGAGAAGCCAAUCAUAAUGUGUCUGCCCCGUAUGGCCGCAUCACCCUGCAUGUCUUCUGGGAGCUGAACUUUGACUUCCUCCCCAACUACUGCUAUAAUGGAUCCACAAACCGUUUUGUCCGAACUGCCAUCCCCUUCACCCAAGAACCACAACGAGAUAAACCCGCCAACGUCCAGCCUUAUUACCUCUAUGGAUCCAAGCCUCUCAACAUUGCCUACAGCCACAUCUACAGCUCCUACAGGAACUUUGUGGGGCCCCCUCACUUCAAGACCAUCUGCAGACUGCUGGGCUACCAGGGCAUUGCCGUGGUCAUGGAGGAACUUCUAAAAAUCGUCAAGAGCUUGCUCCAAGGCACCAUUCUGCAGUACGUGAAGACGCUGAUAGAGGUGAUGCCGAAAAUAUGCCGAUUGCCUCGGCAUGAGUAUGGUUCCCCAGGGAUCCUGGAGUUCUUCCACCAUCAACUGAAGGACAUCAUCGAGUACGCAGAACUCAAAACAGACGUGUUCCAAAGCCUCAGAGAAGUGGGCAACGCCAUCCUGUUCUGUCUCCUCAUAGAGCAAGCUCUGUCUCAGGAGGAAGUCUGUGAUCUGCUUCAUGCUGCACCCUUCCAAAACAUCCUGCCCCGAGUCUACAUCAAAGAGGGGGAGCGCCUGGAAGUCCGGAUGAAGCGCCUGGAAGCCAAGUACGCCCCACUUCACCUGGUCCCCCUGAUAGAACGGCUGGGAACUCCUCAGCAAAUCGCCAUCGCUCGAGAAGGUGACCUGCUGACCAAGGAGCGGCUCUGCUGUGGCCUGUCCAUGUUCGAAGUCAUCCUGACCCGAAUUCGGAGCUACCUGCAGGACCCCAUCUGGAGGGGCCCGCCACCCACCAAUGGCGUCAUGCACGUGGACGAGUGUGUCGAAUUCCACCGGCUGUGGAGUGCCAUGCAAUUUGUCUACUGCAUCCCUGUGGGGACCAACGAGUUCACAGCUGAGCAGUGCUUCGGUGACGGCUUGAACUGGGCGGGCUGCUCCAUCAUCGUCUUGCUGGGCCAGCAGCGGCGCUUUGACCUGUUCGACUUCUGUUACCAUCUGCUGAAGGUGCAAAGGCAGGACGGGAAGGAUGAAAUCAUUAAGAACGUGCCCCUGAAGAAGAUGGCUGACCGCAUCAGGAAGUACCAGAUCUUGAACAAUGAGGUUUUUGCCAUCCUGAACAAGUACAUGAAGUCCGUGGAGACAGACAGCUCCACUGUGGAGCACGUGCGCUGCUUCCAGCCCCCAAUCCACCAGUCACUGGCCACCACCUGCUAGGCAGAAAGUCCCGCAGACCUCCAACCUGGAGGAGGAGGAGAAGCAGGAGAGGAAACGCCGUGGUCAGCCUGCAGCAGGUCCAGCUGACAGUGUGUGGAACUGGCCUAGAAGGAAAAGAAAACCUCCCCAACACAUCUGCACCACUCCCAAGGGCUGGGCUCCCGCAUGUUCUCCCGUGAUAUCUCCAUGGUGGGUUUUCCAUAGUGUAAAUGAAAAACAACAAAAACACAGGACAGUGUGUGUUUUCUUUUUUCUUUUUUUUUUACCUUGACUAUAUCUAAGAGCUACUGUUUCCAUCCUGCGGCUCCCCGCCCCAUCUGUUUUGGCUUCCAAGACCACCUCCCAACAUCGUAACCCCCUACCCAGUCCAUGUGAUCCAGCACUGUAGUCUUAGGGACUAAGAAGAGAGUGUAGCCAUAGCAGAGGGAUCUGCCUGACCCAAUCGUGUGCCUCAGCUUACUGGCCUGUGUUCUGUGGCUUCCCCCUCCAGUUCACUGGUACAUUGCUUCCUGGUCGAGAUGUUAGGGAUUCCAUCAACAAGGUUUGACCCUUGGUGAACCAGGAAGAGAUUUCGGACUGUCAAGACAAUAGAUGAUGUUGGCCAGGACCUAUUAUAGUCUCCCUAAGACCCACCCUAGACCCUCCUUGCAGAACAGUCCUAGAGAGAAGAAAAGGAUGAUUUCAAAACCAUAUCACAGUGAGUGGGAGUAGGUGAAGAAAACGGCCAGGCCUACCGUGUAGAAGCAAACCUGUGGGCACAGGCCAAAACUUCAGAUCCCAGAGGAGAGAGGUUAGGCUUGUCACCAGGGUGGGAAGAUGAGGCACUGUGUUCCUCAUGUAGAUGCUCAGCACUGGACCACAUGGGUAAUGGACAUGUCGGCCAUGGCACAACACAUACUAUUAGCCAGCGACCCAGUUAGUGAGUUCUUAACACAGGACCUCAUCCAAGAAAAUCCCACAUGAAGGAACAUGUUAAGGGGUUACUUCGACAGAUACCUACACCAUCUUGAAGACAGGGAGGCAAGGAGGAAAACUGCUUGUCAACAAGCUUUCAAUCCCGAGACACACCCCCACAAAAGAAGUCAUCUUUGAGCAAACUGGAGUUUUCAUCAUGUCAGCUGCUGAAAGUCUUGGAACGUUUUAUUCUUUUGCUCUCAACUUCCUGGUCCCUUCCUUUUACACAUGUUCAGUGCUGGGGUAGAGAUUCUCUCACAGGGGUGUUACUCACUUCUACUUUCCAGACUGACUAAACGCCCCUACAGAAUCUCCACCUGUAGGAGAUCUCCAAGGAGAUAGCCAUGUCUCCAUACAGAGCUAGUCAUCUGACCUGCAGAGGGAGGCCAUAAUCCUGAGCCCCCAAAACAUAGGAAGUGGAUUCUAGGUACUCUGCCAACCCAGUGAGAAAGUGAGAGGAGAGAGGACUAGCCAUCCCCUCCCCCAGGAAGAUGACUGACAUCCAUCACCAUUUUUAACCACACGGAAAACAGCAGAGAUGUGCAUAACUAGUGCCUUGAGACGCGGCCAUGUAUUCCACAGGGAGGCCAUGUAAAUUGGAACCCUUGAGGGUCAUCCACUUGAGUGUUCAUUUCUGGACAUGCCUCCGAUGCACUAAGCCAGAAUCUCUGGGAAGAGGGCCAGAAGAUCUACUUUACUGCAUACCACAGAUUCAGAGCCCUGUUCUAGGCUCUGCGGUCUAAGCAAGAACCAGCAUCGUUUGCAGUUUAGGGGCGUGGUUUGAAAUGAAGCUGGUCAGUCUUCCUGUCUGGCACUGUCACUUCCUAGUCUGAUCUUUUGUCUCCUUUGAUAACCAUAGAUAUAUCCCAGAGGCAGAGUCCACCUUCCAGAUUUUCAGUCCUGGCUGGGACGAGUACCUGACUCUCUGAGAUGACCAGAUUUUUACACUCUCGAGUCGGUUUGAAGCCCUCCAUUCCUGCUCUGUAGGGAUCUGGGCCAUUCCCUUCAUAAGUUGGCCGUUCUGGCAGCUCAUCUUCCCACCCUGCACUCAUGACCCCAAAAGUUGACCCUCUGGGAAGAGUCACAUUCUCAAGAGACUUGAUCCCAAUAAAUUGAGGUCCUCACUUUGAGGGGGGAGCUCUUAUUUCCUCAGCACUUGUCUGUGGACUCUGGACAACUUCAAUGUUCUUUCCUCUCUAGUGGUCCUUGUCCCCCCCACCCCCCAGCCUUUUUGAUUUUUUUUUAUGUAUUUAAAAAUCAAGAAAAAAAAAAGCUUAGAUUUUAAAAUGUUUUAAAAAGAAUUCUGUUUCAGGAACUGUCAAAUGUGUACCAUAUUUGUAUUAAGAGUUGUUGGGGGAUUUUUGUACAAUGAAUUUACAUUUAUUUAUGGUGAACUUAUAUUUACGCUCGUGAUCAAAUGAUGUUAAAUUCUUAAAUCAUAUUUGCUAUGCAGCUGAAGAUGAUAUUUUGAUUUGUAUUUGGGGGUACCUGUGUUUAGUUGAUAAACAUUUUCAUCUCCAUUAAAAACCGCUUCCAAACCAGUUAAA
This is a messenger RNA of Peromyscus maniculatus bairdii (prairie deer mouse), 6652 nucleotides long. It is a transcript of the gene Cyfip2, whose product is annotated as cytoplasmic FMR1 interacting protein 2. Gene Ontology annotation, biological process: regulation of actin filament polymerization. The record is from RefSeq and is a predicted model, not a curated record. Gene Ontology annotation, molecular function: small GTPase binding. Lineage: Eukaryota; Metazoa; Chordata; Mammalia; Rodentia; Cricetidae.